GGGGACCUGAUUUAGACGGGUUGAAUCCGGUUCUCUCUCUCUCUUUCUUUGAUACCUGGAGUGAACAUUUGGGACAUUUUGAUAUUCUGAACUUAGAAGGCUUGUCGAGGAAAUUGCGAUCCCUACAAAGAGAAAGUCGAGAUGCCGUCAGGGAGAGUUGGAGGAGGAGGUCCAAGGAGGAGAGGAGAACCAGGAGGAUUGACUAAGGCUGUACAAUCAGUGUUCGCGUUUGUUAAAUUCGCUGAGUUUGAGAUUCUGUUUGUUCUUUUCUUCCUCAUCGCGUUCAUCAUCUUUAAAGAUCUGACAUCAAGGCCAGAGUACAAUCAAAUCCUUGUGAAGAAGCCUGGGGGUAGUGACUUCUGGGGAAAUUAGAUUUGAUAUAUUUUAAUAUGCAUCUUCAUCGGUAUCCGGUUCAACCCAAAAAUGCAUAUUGGUGGAUAGUUUGAUGAAGAACUAGCUCUUACUUAACAGUAGAUAGGAAAUUGGUUUUAAAUCGGCAUGGAGGAGGAAUAGCAUGUUCACUAUGUGAAGAAUACUAGAAACUCAGUUGGUAAAGUUUAUGUUUGUAAAUAAUGGUGUGGUAUAAUGGGAGAUAUUUCGAUGAAAGCACCUUUUUGAGGAACUGGUCCAGUGGUUUUAUGUUUUAGGCUUAACUUUGAUCCAGAAGUAGCACUGUUGUUGAUAUAGAUGUUUUGAUUUUAAAUUUUUUUGAUUUUUCUUUUUUACUGGAGACAAUUUUUUUUCCGAUGAAACUGGAGAAUUGGUCAAAUGGUUGACAAUUCUAAAGUGUAGGGGUAUUAGAAGUAGUUUUACAGAUUUGGAUUACCUUGUCAUUGAAUUAUCUCAACCAAACAAUACUUUUUCUGAACAAGGAUUUCAAUUCCUUGAA
Papaver somniferum (opium poppy) is the source of this 889-nucleotide messenger RNA. RefSeq lists its product as uncharacterized. The transcript is spliced from 4 exons. Lineage: Eukaryota; Viridiplantae; Streptophyta; Magnoliopsida; Ranunculales; Papaveraceae. The record is from RefSeq and is a predicted model, not a curated record. The coding region runs from base 142 to 372 and encodes 76 amino acids.